AUGGCUCCUCUACCACCCGGUCUCAAAAAGCCCUCGGCUCGAACCCUUCGCCACCAGCGCGUAACGGGCCAAAUCCACCCUCAAGCGCCCCAAAAAGUCUUCCGCGACGAUGCCGCUGUCACAGAUUCCUUCCUCUCUAGCAAGCGCGACAAGCGCCUCAUUAAGCACUCCUCUUUUGUCUCCCGCAUCCAGUCCGCGCGCAUCUCAAAGUCCACCAAGCGUCGUCGUCCCUCCAAAAAGCUCGCCACCACGCUCGAUGGUCUAGCCGAUGCGCUGCCAGAGCUGGAGGAGGCUGAUGCAGAGCAACAGGGAAAGAUCCGACACAAGAGUUUGAAGAGCAAGAGGGGUGCGUUGAAGAAGAAGGAGAGGGUCGUCAAGGGUGAGAUGGAGAGGUUUGGAGUUAGUAUGGCGAGGUUGACGGCGCAGGAGGAGGAGAAGGUUGUGCCUCAAGACGAAAAGAUGGAUGAGGAGGAGAAAAAAGCUGCUCCUGCGGCUACUGCGAAUCGAUGGGCUGCGUUGAGAGGAUACAUUUCUUCGACGAUGGAGCAGAACCCUGCUUUUACUGGAAAGAACUAA
Molecule: messenger RNA, 576 nt
Organism: Fusarium pseudograminearum CS3096
Lineage: Eukaryota; Fungi; Ascomycota; Sordariomycetes; Hypocreales; Nectriaceae
Exons: 2
Coding region: 1-576 (191 amino acids)
Biological process (GO): maturation of SSU-rRNA from tricistronic rRNA transcript (SSU-rRNA, 5.8S rRNA, LSU-rRNA)
Cellular component (GO): preribosome, small subunit precursor; 90S preribosome; nucleolus
Source: RefSeq, a predicted model, not a curated record